Messenger RNA from Neurospora tetrasperma FGSC 2508, 1722 nucleotides. RefSeq lists its product as uncharacterized. The transcript is spliced from 2 exons. The record is from RefSeq and is a predicted model, not a curated record. The coding region runs from base 1 to 1722 and encodes 573 amino acids. NCBI's taxonomy places the organism in Eukaryota, Fungi, Ascomycota, Sordariomycetes, Sordariales, Sordariaceae.
AUGACAACACGACGUGCCCAUGGCGUGCUUUUUAACCUUCAGGAUACACAGCAAUGGAGAGAGGUAAAUGUCAAGUCCAUCGACAAGGAUCUCAAAGCCAGGAUUUCCUCCUACGGUGGCGUCGUUGUGGUUGCCGACAAAAAGUCUACGCGGGCCACAAGAGCCAAUACAUCCGAGCCUGUGUCUGGAUUUCUUUAUCACCGCAUUGAGCCAGCAAGGAUUUACUCGGAUGCACAGGCAUGGUGGAUGGAAGAGAUCACUGUCAUAGGGGCAGCCAAGACGACUGGAUGGAACUCUUCAGAGGACCCUUAUUGGAAAACUAUUUUGAAUGAAUUUCAAGAGGUAUCUCUAGACUACCAAGACGGGUUGGUCCAGGUCAUAGAUCCGCAAGGAUUCUUCUGGGGCCAAUUGUGCGCUAUUCCUCCGUCUGCAAAGAAUGCUCACUGUUACAUCGACGAUUAUCUGGCAAUAACAAAUCGAUCUGGCCCAUCAACACCGGUCUUUAGGAUUCGUGGCAAGAUUUUCGUGAGACGGAUCAAUCCCAAAUGCCGAUUACUUGCCGAGCCAGUCUUUUGGUGGUUGACAACCUUCUGCAACCUCGUCAUCGCGGCCUGCCUCAGCUCAAUGGCUUGGUUCCACAGAUCAAUACCGCUGGUCACCAUCGGAGACGCGAUCGACUCGUUCAUAACCGAGCCUCCGCCUCCAGACUCAAAGACAAUCCCGAGAUCCAGCUGCACUUACCACCACACAUCGUUCACAAACAUCUUCCGUCCAGCACUUCCGCCGCGGGCAUACAAGCCCAAAGCAACGCCCUUAUGGAAAUCAGCCUCCUUGACGCGCUGGUCUCUAACCAUGGUCUGGUUUCUCUACAUGUUCUCCCAAAGUAUCUUGUUCUUCGGCAAAGCUCUGAGCAACGAAAACCCCGCAACACAACAUCUCAAGUCCCUUUUCACCUUCAAACUCGAUUCCAUGGACUCUGACCACAUCGUUUACGAUAGCGACGGCAUAGAUAGACCACCCCUUCGCUGGUGGCUCGUCCUGCUCGCCAACACGCCCCAAAUCUUUCUCUCACUGACGUACCUCUUCUUCAACAACAUCUUGACCAAGAUGGUUGCCGAACGGGAGUGGCACUCCUUCCAUACGCUCCGCACCUCUCAACCGCGCGGCUCCCAACGGUCCACCUUCUUCCUCAGCCUUCCCUACCGCUACGCCCUCCCCUUCGUCGCCGUUUCCAGCGUUAUGCACUGGCUGAUGAGCCAAUGCUUGUAUUUCACCGAAGUGGACUUUAUCGAUGUGGACGGAACCACGUUGGACAAGUCGAAUCCCACCACCUUUACGCUCGGGUACUCCCUCUGUGCCAUGUUCUGGGUGAUUGUGCUGGGAACGCUUUCGUGGGUGACAAUUCUGGGGUUGGCGGUUUUUGGCAAGUAUCCGGCGGGUAUGCUGAUUAUGGGGGGUUGCUCGGCGGUUAUUGCUGCUGCUUGUCAUGUGCAUGCUCCGCUAAUGAGGAAGGGGGUGAGACGGGAGAGAGAGGGUGGGGAUGGGGAUGGAGAUGGAGAUGAGGAAGAGGAGGAAGGAGAUACGGAUAUUGCGGCGGGUCCGUUGUCUUGGGGAGUCAUUAGGCAGGUUGUGGUGAGAGAUGAAGUGGAGGUUGAGGAGAAGUGGUUGGGGUUUACGAGGGGAGAGGCGGAGAGUCAUGUUGUUGGGGAGGUUUAUGGGUAG